UUUCUUAUAUACGUAUGCACACAAACCCAUCGGCAUUCUUUCUUGAAUUUAUCGAGCACUCAUAAAAACACAUUUCAAAGAUAACAUGGCGGUGUGCUAUCUCUAGUGUUUAACAUUAUAAUAAUCCCAUUGAACAGUUCUCUCUGCAACUAUAAUUUUUCUCUCUCUCUCUUCAACUGCCCAUCAUAUUAUACUAGUCCAGUAUUUCCUCGAAGUUGCCCAGCCAAAAACCGUUGGCUACCAAUAAAAUGACAUCAUCUCAGAAAACGGAAAAAUGCGACAACGAAGAAAGCUUGCAAAUUCUUGAGAAAACAAAUACCGGUACAAUGUAUAAUACAGUUCACAGCGAUGAUCUUCUUAAAAUGGGAAGAUAUUCAAUUUUACUAUGUAUUUUUGUAGAAGUCGCCAUGUUAUCACAAUUAUCAAAUACCAUGCUUAUGGUUUAUGCAGGAGCGGCUCCAACUAUAAAAUCGUGUGGCAAUAUGACAUUUUCUUCAAACGAAGAAGCAUGUUUACAUUACAGUUACUGUAAAGAGCAGAAAGAAAUGACUUUCGAAAGACAAUUUUAUGGAAUUACCGAACAGUUCAAAUUGUUGUGUGAGGAUGCAAAACUGGAAAAGUUGGGAACAUCGAUACAAAUGCUCGGAGUUAUGUUGGGAUGUGUUGUGUUUGGACAAAUCGGGGAUCAAUAUGGUAGAAAAACACCAAUGAUGUUUUGUCUCUGCAUGUGUUUCAUUUUUGGGAUAAUGUCAGCGUUGUCAGCUGAUUUCAAAAAGUUUACAAUUUUUCGAACAAUUCUUUGUUUUUUCAAUGGUGGACAGAGCACAAUCUCAGUUGUGUAUAUGAUAGAAAACAUUCCAAAACGCACAAGAGGCUAUAUUUCUACAUUAAUUAGUUAUUCUCCAAAUGUGAUUCUCCUGGGAAUUCUUGCAUUCUUCUUCCAACAAUGGGAUCGAUUGGCUUUAGUUAUCUCAUUUCUGACAGUUCCAGCAAUUAUAAUGUUGGCUUUUCUCCACGAAAGUCCUCGAUGGUUGAUGCAAAAAGGACAAAUUUCUCAUGCUAAAAAGGUGUUUCUCGCCAUUGAAAAAUUCGAUGGAGUUCCUGCAGCAAAAUCAUUGAAUGAAACUGAACUUGAAAACUUUUUGGAAAAUGAACAUGACAAACAAGUUGCUGAUGGAAAUACAGAAGUUGGAAAACAACAUUCAUUUUGGCAUCUUUUCAAAACGAAAGAAAUCAUGACGGGUACUUUUGUCAUUGCAUUUACAUUUUUUGCAACUACAUUAAUUAAUUAUUCAAUUAUGUUCAAUCUGGGAGCUGUCGCUGGUUCAAUAUACAUGAACUCUAUUCUCAUUGGACUUCUACGUUACUCAUUCAGCUUGUUCAGUGGACUCUUGGAUUACAAAUUUGAGAAAUUUGACAGAAAAAUGUGUCAUGGAAUUUGUAGCGUGGUUACUAUUUCCAUAAUUGUUGCAAUUAUUGCAUUUUGUUUAACCGAUACAACUGCAACAUUUUCUGUGCUGAUCAGAAUAGGAGUAUUGUUAUCGUGUGCUAUGACUUCUCAAGCAAUUAUUGUUGCAAGUAUUGCUUCAAAUGAGUUGAUGCCAACUGCAAUUCGAUCAAUUUCAUAUUCAACUGCUCAGCUUUGCUCAAGAUUUGGAAUUGUUUUUGCUCCCCAUGUGUUCCACUUGAACUUGUACACUGGUAUUGACUUUCCAGUUUUGCCAUACGCCAUACUUUUAGCCAUCGGAUUGGCUGAUUUCAUAUUUUUCAGAUUUUUGAUUCCUGAAACAAAAAACAAGCCUCUUGAGGAUUUUAUUGUCAAUAGAACAAAGACUAUCGGGAACGAUGAAGAGGAAGAAGAUCGAGUUUAGAUGCAUAUUAUAAUUGAAAAAAAAACAAUACAAAUAAAACUUUUAUUAAAA
Caenorhabditis elegans is the source of this 1922-nucleotide messenger RNA. It is a transcript of the gene F17C11.12, whose product is annotated as Major facilitator superfamily (MFS) profile domain-containing protein. The transcript has 9 exons. Gene Ontology annotation, cellular component: membrane. Bases 249 to 1871 code for a protein of 540 amino acids. Lineage: Eukaryota; Metazoa; Nematoda; Chromadorea; Rhabditida; Rhabditidae. Gene Ontology annotation, biological process: transmembrane transport. The record is from RefSeq and is marked reviewed. Gene Ontology annotation, molecular function: transmembrane transporter activity.